CCGCUCCACCCGUAAACCCUUCUUAAUUCUUACAUUUUUCGGCUCUCGUCGCUCCCCUCCUCCGACCUUCGACGGCGUCCUUAAAAAGCUCGAAACGUGCGCGCUGUCCGCAUAGCAUCGCCGCAGGAAGAAGACGGCGGCGGCGACGGCGACGGCGACGGCGGCGACGACGAAGGUCAAGCUCGUCGACCCUCGAUAGCGCCGCUGAAACAGAAAUUGCGUGAUGGGUUCCCUCUCCUAAGAGUUUUUAUGGGGAAAUCCCUCCCCUCAGCAACGAGGUUGCGCCAGCUAGCGGGAGUCGUCCAGCCGCAGUCCGCCGCCAGAACCCUAAAGUCGGCCAGGGCCGCGCCGGGCGGCGAUCGGAGAUCGGGGAGCCGGAGGGCGGCGGCGAUGGAGGUGGAGACCAGCGGCGAGAAGGAGGGCAGCGGGCGCGUGCCCCUGUCGGAGGUGGUGUCCGACUGCGUAAAGCGGUGGUUCAAGGACUCGCUCAAGGAGGCGAAGGCCGGGGAUGUGAAUAUGCAGGUCUUGGUGGGUCAGAUGUAUUACAGCGGCUAUGGAAUUCCCCGGGAUGCUCAGAAGGGAAGAAUUUGGAUAACCAGGGCAUCAAGGGUUCGUUCUUCUGUAUGGAAAGUUGGCGAUAAGCGUCCAGGUUAUAAUGCCAGUGACUCAGAUUCAGAUGAGAUAAAAGACAAUUCCGAGGGGCCGAAGCGCUCAUGACGUUUGUUGGUACUAGGGACUACUUGGGGCCGUGCAUGUAUCUGUGGCAAGUUUUACCUUUUCUUCACUUUUUCCCCUUCAUCUACCAUGUAAUCAGUCUUACUCCAAUUGUUUUAGUCAAGGAAGGUACAUUUAUUUCACUUUAUCUGAUUUCACAUUUGCACGAGGUUGGUUGGAAUACCUUUUUUGGCCUUUUGGCUAAUGAUCAAGUGAGAGGUUGGUUUGGGGGCUUCGUUUUUCUCUUCUUUUUGUUUUUUGCUUACUAUGUGGGGGUAUAUACUCGAUGGAGUAAGAAUCUCAGAGUUACAAUUGAUGAUUAAGCUGCACUGACAAACCGUUGUCAAUACAGAGAAGUGCUUGUGUAUAGUGUAUACCUUUCAUCCAGUGUUACGAUAUUUUUUCGUCUUUA
Molecule: messenger RNA, 1126 nt
Organism: Syzygium oleosum
Lineage: Eukaryota; Viridiplantae; Streptophyta; Magnoliopsida; Myrtales; Myrtaceae
Exons: 5
Coding region: 250-717 (155 amino acids)
Molecular function (GO): protein binding
Source: RefSeq, a predicted model, not a curated record